GUCGGCAGGUGGAGCAGAUACGAGAGGACCUCAGAAGAGCUUUGGGAAAGGACCUCGUCAAGGAAAUACAGAGUCCUGAACACAUCAACGUUCAAGGAGAUGUCGAUCAGGAGGCACUCACACCAGCUCUUCCAGAUGAGAAGAAAGGAGUGACAUUCAGAGCUAGUGCGAAUGAUGAUAAUCUUCAAUCUACUGCCAACAAGAACGAGAAGGAAAGGAAUGACAAAGAGGGCAAAGAACCUUUGACAAAAGCAAAAAAAAUUAUUUCAUCAUCUUCAACUACUGCCCACACGAGCAAGGCCAAGAAGCCAGUUGUCGACAUCUUCGCAUUCGAUCCUUUCAGACCUGAUAAGAAGCGCGCACGAGCCGAACGCAAGCGCAAACUAGCAGAAUGGAAGAAACGUCUUGCAGAAAUAGAAGAAAUUGAAGCUGCGAUUCUUGGAUCGGCGAGAGGAGAGAUGAAGCAGACUCCUGUUCUUGAUGCUGCUCCUGCUGAGGAUAAUGUCGGUACUGGAGAAAGUAGUCAUGGUGAUCCAUAUAUUCUGUCCCUUCGUCGUGAAUUGCUUGAAGCCUUAGAAGCAUCAUUAGAGCAUUUUCGGCCGCCGCCACGUGGUAGAUCUGGUUCUGCAAGUGCAACCUCUUCGAGUACAGUUAGCUCUGACGACGAUUCUACUAGUUCUGACAGCAGCGGAGGUGCAAGAGUGGAUAAGACAGCAAAGAAUUCUGGGGCUUGUAAUAUUAGCACAACAACAACUAGCAAAUUGACUUCCUCCGCGUCUCCUUCAAGGCGCAAGCAAAGAGAAGAAACGAGGCACCGACGUUUGCUUGGCGAUUUGGCUAUUCAGCGGGAGGACGACAUUCGACCUGGUAGGAGGUUGAAAUACGAAGUCGGAGUAGUGAAAGACGCGACGACCACAUUUGGAGACGCGAGAGCAUGGGAGGAGAGUUUGAACAGAGUUAGGAGGAAGGAAGAAGUAGAAGAGCGGUGGUUCUUCCCUAAAGACGACGGUCCUGUUUCUCCUACUAGAUCAGCGUUGUCAACGUCUAGGUGCGGAGGAUCUCCCACGUCGAAUACAGCAAGAACAUCGAAGUUGAAUAGUGCUAGAGGAGGCGUGGGUCAGGGUGCAGCGGGUGAGCAGGACAAGGGCAAAAAUACUUCAACAGUACCAGAGAAAGGAGGAGGUAAAAAAGAUGAGAAUACACGAACAGGCAGUAAAACUGGAUCGCCCGGCACAGGAGGUAAGAUGAAAAAUGACGAGAAAAAAGCAGCAAGUCCAAGCACAAACAAGCCAGGUACAACUAGUCCAGGUGGCGCUCAAAAAAGCGUUGCUUUCGACGAAAAUACAGCAGCGAGAACGUAUAACACCAUCAACACAGCUUCUACCUCGCUAGAAGCAAGUCUAGAGCAGCCGGAUAUCCAGAAGAGAAGAGCAGUAGCGAUUCAGCAACGAAAGCUGACGAAUCAAGAAAUCCACACAAUGUACCAACAACUGCAUAUCGGAAAAUGGAAGAAAAUACUUCCGUCCUACACUGGGUGCUUCGAGGAUUUGUUGUCGCUUACUCUCGGCACAGUGGAUGUUGCGAAACUGGGAC
Amoebophrya sp. A25 is the source of this 1593-nucleotide messenger RNA. Lineage: Eukaryota; Dinophyceae; Syndiniales; Amoebophryaceae. The record is from the annotation of a GenBank genome assembly.